Molecule: messenger RNA, 1444 nt
Organism: Lasiosphaeria miniovina
Lineage: Eukaryota; Fungi; Ascomycota; Sordariomycetes; Sordariales; Lasiosphaeriaceae
Exons: 2
Coding region: 303-1241 (312 amino acids)
Source: RefSeq, a predicted model, not a curated record
AGUUCAUGGCUUCAUGUUGCGUCAAGACUCAUGGGAUGGGGCCCUCGGAGUCUUCCUUCCUUGCGUCGUGACAAAGUCAACCCUCCAUUUGCUCGGCCCGCUGGAUGUGUCUCGUGUCUGGUUAAAAGGCUCUCAGUCCUAGCACCUCUCGCAAGCCCCAUUCUAUCCUCACUCUCUGUAUCCCGACCACACAUCCCACAUACGUUCAUCUUGUCAGGGCCAAGAUCAUAGAGGUGCACUUUCGACUUGUUGAUCUCGCCCAUAGUACAUUCCCGACCUCGUCUCAUUCCCAUCUAGCAGUCAUGUCCGACACAAUCUGGAGCAGCGCCAUCCACACGAGCCCGCUCACCAACGCGAAGAAGAGGAACACUGCCCACCUGAACCUGGCCGGUAUCAAAGAUGUCCUGGCAUCUUGCAGCGAUGACACCUUGAAGAAGGCAACCGUAUCAUAUCUCACCAAGGAGAGAAUGCCAAGCAAAGGCACUGUUGAAGUCGUAUACACCAUCAACUGCUCGGGCCUACAUGACCCAAUCGCGCUGCACAUCAAUCGCUACGACACGAACGAGAGGGCACAGAAUGCUGCGAGGGGCUUCCUCAACAACCAACAAAGUUCCCACGCUAUUGCCAAGUCGUCCACAGCAAUUGGCGAUGUUUCAUUGCAAAGCACCUCGGGCUUGUACUGGGUUAGCAACGACGUCUAUGUCGAGUUACACACCGAGAUCAAGCUGCCUAAAGGUCAAGUCAUCCAAGCUAUCCCCGAAACCCUAGAUCACGGUCCGCAGACUGGGCAACUCCUCAAGGACAAGGGACCCGCCGAUCAGGUUGCUAUACCUACUGUAGCACCGCCUGCACAUCAGGCGCGGGACACGAUCCUGUUGCCCUUGGCAUUGAAGCUCCAAGAGCACCUGAACAAAGGUGCCGUUGACGCCGCCGCCGCGACGGCUCCCUUCCCGCUCAACUGUACCGAGAAAAAAGCGAUAUAUGGCAAGACAGUGCUAAUCCAGGUCGAUAUCACGCCUGACCAGAGGAUGAUGGUGGGGGAGGCUGAAGCAACGAGCAACCUGACUCUUCUCCUCCCCACGCACACGGUUCAUCCGACCGACCUACCCAACAACAAGGCCAAUUUUGUUUUUGUACGCUCGGUGGCACAGAACGGAAAAGGCUCCUUCUGCAUCUACGUUGCGGACAAGGAGACGUUGCAAAUCUUCCACAUAGACAAGACAGUUACCAAGAGCUCUUAGCCCGAGUCGUCAAACUACCAGCUUUGCGGAAACCGAUUUCUGGACAACUUUAGUGUCAUUUAGGUCACAUGGACUAGACCCCAGCUCAGGCAGGCAGGCACCUCGGGGGCUCGAGAUGACAAGGGACAGAUGGAUAGGGAUGUGACAUAGAAAAGGGACAGGACAGGAGAGAGCCUCAAGUGGAAUCAUUGAGCUGCAACAGG